Molecule: messenger RNA, 4851 nt
Organism: Lathyrus oleraceus (garden pea)
Lineage: Eukaryota; Viridiplantae; Streptophyta; Magnoliopsida; Fabales; Fabaceae
Exons: 2
Coding region: 1-4851 (1616 amino acids)
Molecular function (GO): nucleic acid binding; RNA-DNA hybrid ribonuclease activity
Source: RefSeq, a predicted model, not a curated record
AUGGCCGGAGAACAACAUAGCGAUCACAGCCGUCCCCUCGUCAACUACAACAUGGACGACGGCCCGCCAUCCCAUGAAGCGGACGUUCGGGACGGUCAUCCAUCCACCCCGUCUCCAGAGCCCCAAAACAACGGAGAUGCCUCUCACGCCCACAAUUUAGGGGCAGAGACAUUUCAUCCCAUUCCCGUUCCCGUUGAAGGAGACGCCGUAAUGAUUGCCAUGGUGAAUGCCCUCAAUCAAGCCGGUUCUAUGCUCCACCAGCAGCACGAACGAAUCACGGCCCUCGAAGCCGAACGACAAGAAGCCCGGCCCCAGCCGGUGAGUAGGAUACAACAGCGUUCGGAGCCAACGAAGAAGCGAGGACGUCGCUCUCCCGAACCCUACGCCAGCAGGGCACGCGCCCGUCGUGACGGUGGUCGAGCGAGAACAUCACCAAGGCGCGGGCACAGCCCCGACAACAACGAACUGUCUCCCUUAAGGAGCGAUGAGGAAGAUUUGCAUUGCCCCCUAUCUCGGGCAAUAAUGGAGGCCCCGCUCCCCAAAGGCAUGGAGAAACCGCCAAACCUAGCUGUGUACGACGGGACUACAGAUCCCGACGAUCACGUCGACAACGUCAACGCGAUGCUCGACUACCGCAAUGAUAUAACCGGGCACCUCAAAUGCCGACUGUUCUCAACGACCCUCAGGAAAGGGGCCAUGGCCUGGUACAAAAGCUUGGCCCCUGAGUCCAUUACGUCAUGGAGAGUCAUGAGGUCCAUGUUCACCCGGCACUUUACAGCUUCCCGUCGUCACCCCAAGACUGAGGCGACCCUUGAAGCCAUAGUGCAGAAGAAGAAUGAAACACUGCGCUCAUACAUCGAGCGAUUCAACCAGGAAGCUGUCGAGGUAGAUACCACCGAGCACAUGAAGAAGUAUCUCCUCGAGAGAGGUCUCUUACCCGGCAGUGAACUUAGCAGAGCCGUAGGGAUCGAGCCUCCCCGCACCUUAAACGAGCUCCUGCAUAAAGCCCAGGCCUACAUCAGAUACGAGGAAAAGCAGGUGGCACACAAUGCCCGCAGCGGACGUAACGCUGGGGAGACCGAGCACUCAAAACGCGAGGACACGAGCAUUUCCCGUCGCAACGGAGACAAACGAAGAGAAGAAAGACCUCGCGAGCUCCGGGAAGGAAGAGGCCCCGCGGGCAGAUAUAGCGAGUACACCUUACUGACAGCUCCUCGAGAGCGUAUCCUCGCAGAAUGUAUCAACUCUGAAUUUAAGCAGGGCAGGGUCAGGUUCCCAAAACCGUCUGCACCAAAGCCCCACACCGACAAAUCAAAGUACUGCCGGUUCCACAGAAGUCACGGGCACGUGACCGAAGACUGCGUCCACCUGAAAGAUGCGAUUGAAAUUUUAAUCCAAGAAGGGCACCUGAAGCAAUACACGAGGAAGAACGAAGCUCCCAGACACGACGAGCCAGAGAAGAAGAGACCCCGGGAAAACACACCCCCUGACAACUCUCCCUAUCAAGUGGCCCUCUGCGUGUCACGACCGGAAGAUUUCUUCCUCCCCGAACCAUUACCCGAGGGCAAGAUCACUGCACUCAGCCCCUGGGAAGACUUCCCUACCACACUGGUGAUAUCAGGAGGAGGAACUAACGGGGAAUCCGCGGCCCUCUCCGUCAAACGUAAGUUCGACGAACUCCUACUGACUGCCCCCGAGCAGAAAGCGACAUUGACAAAAUACCGGGGAAAAUCCAACCCAAUAUCCUUCUUCCUGGAGGAACUCCCGGGCGGAUCCCCGAACUCGGCCAUCCCACUAUUGAUAAGAGCAAAGAUGGCCCGAUUCGACGUACGACGCAUCCUGGUCGACGAAGGCAGCUCAGUGGAUAUCAUGUACGUCCACCUCUUCAAGACUCUGAAGCUAGACAAGACCAACUUAGCCCCCUACGUCGGAUCAGAUCUCCAAGGAUUCAACGGAGCAACAACCAGACCGUGGGGAUAUGUUGAGCUCCUCGUCACCUUCGGCGAACAAGAAACGGCCAGGGAAGUCAAAAUCCAAUUCCUGGUCGUAGACUGUCCGUCUCUCUACAAUUGCAUCUUUGGACGCCCGACACUGGCCGAACUCACUGCGGUCCCAUCCACCGUCCACCUGAAGAUGAAAUACUACACCAAAUUGGGACGUGUGGUCACCAUCCAUGGUGACAUCGAAGCAGCCCGACGAUGCUACGACGCCGCAGUAAAAGGACAGGCCGUAGUCAGCACGAAGAGCAACUGCAACAACAAAAAACUCAAGACCGAGGAUCCUGCCCGAGGAGUCAACGCCAUCGACCUCGACUGUCGCAUCGGGCUGGACGAGACCGAAGAGGGGAGGUUCCCCAAGGAACGCUCUCUCGAACACCCGGUCCGACCAAUCCCCGACGGGGAGUUCGAACUCAUUCCUCUUGGAGACGAUCCGGAAAGGACGGUGAAGAUAGGUAAGGGACUACCCGAGGAAACAAGAGAAGAGCUAGUAGCAUGCCUCAAAGAGAACUCCGACCUCUUCGCGUGGAAUGCCGCAGAAAUGCCCGGGCUGGACCCCGAGAUCGCGUGUCAUAAGCUAGCUGUAGACCGGGCAGCCAAGCCCAUAGCACAGCGUAGACGCAAGCAAUCGCCCGAAAAGGCAGAGGCUGCCGAGCGAGCUGUAAAAGACCUCUUAGAGGCAAAUUUUAUUUCUGAAGCCCAGUACACAACCUGGCUCUCUAAUGUAGUCCUCGUUAAGAAAAAUAAUGGAAAAUGGCGUAUGUGUGUUGAUUAUACUGAUCUUAAUAGGGCUUGCCCGAAAGAUGCUUUCCCCCUCCCUAAUAUAGACUCGCUCGUUGACAACUCUGCAGGUUUUAAACUCUUGUCCUUCAUGGACGCAUAUAGUGGAUACAACCAGAUCCCUAUGUCGCCCGCAGACAAGAAACACACAGCGUUCAUGACCCCAACGGGCAAUUACUACUACAACGUGAUGCCGUUCGGGCUCAAGAACGCUGGCGCUACAUACCAACGCAUGAUGAACAAAGUCUUCAAGGACGAAAUAGGGUUCAACCCCGAGAAAUGCACGUUCGGAGUCCGGGCGGGCAAGUUCCUCGGUUUCUAUCUCACCGAAAGAGGGAUCGAGGCCAACCCCGACAAAUGCCGGGCAUUCUCGGAGUUUCCGACCCCAAAAACCAAAAAAUCGAUCCAGUCACUCAAUGGAGUGCUCGCCUCACUCUCCCGUUUCAUCGCCAAGUCCGCCCAGCACGCAUUGCCAUUCUUCAGACUCCUUCGCAAAGAGGCUACCUUUGACUGGACCGAUGAAUGCGAACAAGCGCUACUCCAUCUAAAGAAGGUUCUGUCCCAACCCCCGGUCUUAUCACGGCCAUCAGAAAAGGAAACCCUAUACUUAUACCUAUCCGUGGCAACCGAGGCCGUCAGCGCCGUUCUAGUAAGAGAAACCGACGAAGGACAAAAGCCCAUCUAUUUUACGAGUAAAGCACUCCAAGGUCCCGAGCUCCGAUAUCAGCAAAUCGAAAAGGUCGCCCUGGCCCUCAUCAACACAGCGAGGAGACUACGAUAUUACUUCCUCGCACACACGAUAAAGGUGAGGACCGACCAGCCAAUCAAACAGCUGCUCGGGCGCCCGGAUAUGGCCGGGAGGAUGCUCAAGUGGUCAUUAGAACUCUCCGAAUUCGACAUACAAUACGAAAGUAGGAAAGCCUUGAAAGCUCAGGCGCUGGCCGACUUCGUCGCGGAGAUGACCCACUGCCCGACUCCAGCAGAAAGCGCCCACAAAUGGACGAUCUUCGUCGAUGGCGCCUCUAGCACAUCAGGCAGCGGGGCCGGGAUCAUCCUCGAAAAUGAAGAAGGGAUCCUGAUAGAGGUAUCGUUAGCGCUAGCAUUCCCAACAUCAAACAACCAAGCCGAAUACGAAGCCUUCCUCGCAGGCCUGAGGUUAGCCGACGACCUGGGAGCAAAAGAGGUAAAAAUAUCCACCGACUCCCAGCUCGUGGCCUCACAAGUGCGAGGAGAAUACCAAACCAAGAACGACAACCUCCUCGGGUACUUGUCCCUCGUCAAAGAAAAACUUGAUAGAUUUGAAAAAUGGGAAGUUCAACACAUACCCCGCGAGCACAACACACGGGCAGACGUUCUCUCGAAACUAGCCAGCACGAGGAAAAAGGGUGGGAAUAAAUCAGUAAUCCAAGAAAUUCUCCCGCGGCCCAGCAUCGACAAACUACCGCCUCCACUCGAGGUCAACGCUAUUGGAGAUGCCCACUGUUGGAUGACACCCAUCUACAAUUACCUCACACGAGACGAACUCCCGGCUGACCCGAAAGAGGCGGCCAUUGUCAAACGACGUGCAUGCUCACUCGGCGAGGCAAAGAGGGCAUGGGUCGAGGAGCUACAUAGCGUCCUAUGGGCCUACCGCACGACACCGCAUUCUACCACCGGGGAAACCCCGUUCCGACUAACUUACGGCACCGAGGCAGUCAUCCCGGUGGAGAUACGGACGCCAACGAGGAGGACAGAGGAGCCCCUAGACGAGGAAAUGAACGAUGAAACCCUUAGAGCCGAGCUCGACCUAGUCGAGGAGAUACGUUCCGAAGCAGCUCUCCGGGAAACAACCCUCAAACAAAAGAUAGCACUACGUCAUGACGCGAAAGUCAUAAAAAGAGAGUUCCAGGUCGGCACCCUGGUCCUCAGAAGAAACCAGAAAAACCCGAGAGAGGGCAAACUGGCGGCCAACUGGGAAGGCCCUUACCGCGUCCGCGACAAAACGAGCAACGGGGCCUAUUACCUAGAAAACCUACAAGGAGAACAACUCGCUCGACCAUGGAACGCAGAAAAACUUAGACAAUAUUACAGCUAA